Orcinus orca (killer whale) is the source of this 9818-nucleotide messenger RNA. RefSeq names its product microtubule-associated protein 9. Gene Ontology annotation, biological process: mitotic spindle assembly; regulation of mitotic cytokinesis; mitotic cytokinesis. Gene Ontology annotation, cellular component: astral microtubule. Lineage: Eukaryota; Metazoa; Chordata; Mammalia; Artiodactyla; Delphinidae. The record is from RefSeq and is a predicted model, not a curated record. Gene Ontology annotation, molecular function: microtubule binding.
GAUUCUGAUAUUCACCUUCUAUAAGCUUCUUGCUGUUCUUCUCCCACAAAUCGGCCCUGGUAUUGAUUGGUAAGUGCACUUGAAUCUGGACUCUUUCUCCUAUCCUCUGCCAACACAGGCAUUCAAUGUUUAAUGCAAAUAUAAUCUUUAUCAAUUGACACCCAGAGGGAUUUGCUUUUGUAGCAUACUUCUCAAGAUGUUAGACACGUGCUGUAUGUUUUCAACCAGUGCUGCCUGUGAGUACAAGAUCAAUUUUCUCUAACUGCCCGUCAGAAGACUUAACAAUUUGCCUGUUCUUGUGAAGGCAGGGAAAUUUUGAAGAAGAGUCACUUUUCAUUUGCUUCUUGAUCUGGAAGUGGAGCUUCUCACUCCCCUCCUUGCCCCUCAGAUAGAACAGUGUUAGCCUCCAUAUUCAUAGACCAUUUCCUCUGCUUAAAAUCCCUCCUUAUCUCCUAAAUUCAUUAAUCAACUUGAAUUCACUUUCUCUGGGAAAACUCUUUAGAACCUCCAGGAAGAAUUUUUCUCUCUUCAGAGCUUCUUACUUUGUAUUCCUAUAGAGAAAUUCUCACAGCGUACAGUCAUUAUGUGUUUACCCAGCCUUCCAGCUCUCUCUAGUCUACAGGAUCCCCAGGCAGGGACGUAGUCUGCUUUACCCUUGGAACUCACCAAAUCUGACCCAAAAUGUUAUGGGUAUACUUACUUAUUGAAUGAAUGAAUGAAGGCAAAGUUUGGAAAUGAAAAGAGUAGUAAACUCAAAAAAGUUUGCUAGGCAAAUACUUCUGUGGUCAAAUACAUAUUAGAAAAGUGAAACAUAGAGAAAAUAUUACAUAAGCUACUGAAAUUUUGUGUGUUGGAGUGUUUUCAUUUUCUUGAGUAUCCAUGAGCUUUUAUAGGAAUGUUUCAAAAAUUAUUUUUCAGCUUUAAAUGCUAUUUGUUUAUUCUUGAUUUCAUUCAUUCAUUCAACAGUUAUUUAUUGCAAACUAUACAUCAGAAAACAUCAUGCUAUUAAUUCAGGUUUAUAUAAUGUUAUUAUUAACAUUAUUAUACUGAAGCUACCUGAAAAUAUUAAUAAAAUGCAUAAUAUUCUGCUGCUUAACAUAAUAGUGGAAAGACAUUGUGCCUUAGGGCUUGUGAGAAAUUAACUAGUUCAGGUUAACUGUCUUAUUUACUAUAGCUACGUAUGGCAUAGCUUUUAUAUCCUGUAUUAAUUAUUUUGAAUUAAGUUAAAAAUAAAAUCUAGUGGGUUCUGUAAAAAAAGAUAGACUCUUUCCUUAAAGCUCUUUUUAUUAAUAUCUUUUUGAAUUUUAUUUUCUUAAGCCGUAUCUAAGUGAAAACUAUAUUAGCCAAAUGGAUGAAAAAAUGAACAGAGCAUUUUGAAUGAAUAUAACUAUUUCAACAUAAGCAAAUUAGUACUUCACAUAUAAGGAAAAUGUGGACAUUGUCCUUUCCUUGUGGACACAGAAGAGGAAACUGGGGUGUACAGACGUUAACUUGCACGAUGUCACACGGACAGAGGGAGGUGCACCAGGAUUCAAACGCGCAGUUUGACUCCUGAGCCUGCAAACGUCUCUGUCUUGCUAUUCUGUCCCAUCUGUCAGUGCACUAGUCCGUUAGUACACUCCUGCGAUUCACAGAACUUAAUGUCUGUAACAACUGUGGCAAAACGAACGAUGGAUGUGCUUUGUGCGGCUGAAGAUCCUAACUCCACUGACAAGCGCCAGCUCUCAGCUCGCAGGUGGGAGCUGGACAGGUCCUGUCUCCUAGGUAAUGACUGAAGCACAGGCGGCCUAUAAAGCACCCUUCUCCCCAGACCCACAGGGCUGAUGUCAUUUCCUUCGUCUGGGCGGUCGCACCAGUGACACGGCGGGCUGUAGGGCGGUGUUAGGUACCCGAGAGACCUGCGGCGCGGUAUGUCACUUCCUCCCGGAGACGCUGUUUCCUAGCAACCGCUUCCCACCUGCGUUCUUAGUACCGCCUCCUCCCUCGCUGCAGAGUUGGUCUCAGAGAGCAGCCUAGGCGCAGGCCCAGGAGAGGGGCCAACAGCUGGUUCCUCCGGUCGCGGGGAGACAUCCGCAGAAAUGCAGAGCUCCGGACGCGCAGGCUCAGCGGCCAUGGCUCACGGGCCCAGCUGCUCCGCGGCAUGUGGGAUCUUUCCGGACCGGGGCACGAACCCGUGUCCCCUGCAUCGGCAGACGGACUCUCAACCACUGCGCUACCAGGGAAGCCCUUUUUGUUUUAUCUAAUAGUAUUUCAACACUUGUGAGAGGGAAGAGUGGCUGGAAAAAUAUCACUAUUUACGAUCUUUUUCUUUCCCAGCACUGUAUGUAAACUUUUUUAAAAAAAUGGUGAUGUUCUUAGUUAUGUACACUAAUUCCCCUACCUAUGAACCUUCAAGUUGCGAACUUUAAAAGAUUCGAACCUGCGUUCUCACGUCCAAUCACGUACGUUAGUUCACGUGUAUGGUGUACACUGUCACGUGUGUGCGUCCUCUACAAGUGGUUGUACUUUUGUGUACUUUACAGUACUGUAUAGGGCACAGUAGUUCAGUAUCUUUAUUUCAAGCCCAGGAUGCCCAGAAGCAAGAGGGUAGAUAGAAUUGAAUGCAGCCAGGAAGCAGAACAUGUGCCAUCAACGUCAGGCAUGAGUGAAAUUGCAGCUUGCCCUCCGUCUCCUAUUGCUGACAAUCCUUCAACUCUGCCAUCUCCCACCUCCUCUCCCUCCUCCAGUCAGUAACUCUUCUUGCCUGUUCACCUGAUGCCGGCGCCUAUAUGCUAGUUGUUGUACUGUACUACUGUUGGGUACCUAGGCUAAAUUUGUUGGACUUACGAACAAAUUGGAUUUACAAACACAAUCUCGGAAUGGAACUCAUUGGUAUGUAGGGGACUUCUGUACUUCAGGGGUCCCCAACCCCAGGCUGCAGACCCCUGUUAGGAACCAGGAACCGGACCGCACAGCAGUGGGUGAACGGCGGGCGAGUGAGCGAAGCUUCAUCUGCCGCCCCCCGUCGCUCCCCAUCGCUUGCAUUACCGCCCGAACAAUUCCCCCCACCCACCAUCUGUGGAAAAAUUGUCUUCCACGAAACUGGUCCCUGGUGCCAAAAAGGUUGGGGAAUGUUGCUGUACUUUAUGCUGACAGUCGUCUUCUUGGUAGCCUUUUAAAUAAGUAUGGCUGUUUUGUAGGCUAUAUUAUACUUUUUGAAUGGAAGAGAGGUGAAAAAGUUUCUAUUUUAAUUGGCAACAACCUAUUGCACUCAUUAUUUAAAUGAGUGCAAUAAUUGUAAAACUUAUUUAGGAUAAUAAAAUAAUUGUAGAAAUAUUUUUGGAUAACUUCAGUUUGAAUUUUAUUUUUCUGAAAACAAGUUUGAUAGUAGAAUUUGCUUUUUCUUUACAAAAACUCUGUUUAUUACUCUGCUACUUAAAAGUGAAGAUAUAGCUCAAUGUUCAUAUGAUGCUUUUCUGGUUUUUGUUUGGCUUUGGGGGCAGGGAGGGAGUACUAAGUGUAGUAAUGGAAAUUUUCAAGCAUGCAAAAAAGUCUGAUUUGUUUUUUAUAUAUUUCAGCCACCAUCAGAGGUUGAAUUAUCCCUAUCAUUUGUUAGCCAUUUUAUAAAAUUAGAUGAUGUCUGAUGAAGUUUUUAGCACAACUUUGGCAUAUACAAAGAGUCCAAAAGUCACCAAAAGAACUACUUUCCAGGAUGAACUAAUAAAAGCAAUUACAGCUCGCUCAGCCAGACAAAGAAGUUCUGAAUACUCAGAUGACUUUGACAGUGAUGAGAUUGUUUCCUUAGGUGAUUUUUCUGACACCUCAGUAGAUGAAAAUUCAGUUAAGAAAAAGAUUAAUGAUUUUCAUAUAUCAGAUGAUGAAGAAAAGAAUUCUCCAAAACUGUCUUUUUUGAAAACCAAGAAAUCAAUCAAUGAUGUGAGGAAAGAUGAGCAAGUAGUCUCUGUCAAAAAUGAUGAGAUGGCACCUGAUGGUGGUAAAGGCAUGAUUGUAAAUCCCUUAUCUGAAUCUCAAAAUAAACAACAAGAAGUUGAAAAAGAGAAAAUUAAAAUGGAAACGAAACCUAGAAUUCUUCUAAUCAAAAGCGCAUCUUCAGAAAAUAACAGCAGCCUUGAAGCAGACAACCACUUUAAGCCUUCACCUCGGCCAAGGAGCAUGUUGAAAAAGCACAGCCACAGGGAGGAGAAAGACAGGCUAGGAGAAGACAAAGACACUGCCCUCCAUGAAGAAUUAGAGGCAUAUUAUGCACCUUCAUUCCUCCCAAGGCUGAAUGGCAGACAACCAGAAGCUGAGAAAAAUGCAUUCUCUGAAAACCUUGACCCUGAGGUUGCAUGGUUAACAAGUCUAUCAUCAUCAUCCCUUAAAGAAAGUCUCGGAAAUUCCUCUUCACCAGUAUCUGGGGAAAAAUCCUCCAUCACAGAUCAGAAUGAAGAAUGCACUGAAAACCAUAAUUCCUUGAAAUCAGUUGAAAAUGAAGAGAACUCAGUUUUGAUAGACUUUGUUACUACACUUGAGAAACCCAAGGAAAGUCAAGUGACUACUGAUGACCUUGAAGAAGAAAAGGAGAAAGCUGAACUGAUUAUGAAUGGUAACUUAACAGUUGAUGAUCCACCACUGUUUCAACUUCAGAGUAUCUUAUGCACUGAGUCUGCAAAGAAAAUAAUUCAAGAUAGAAAUAUGAAGAAUAAAAAGUCAACAAAUAAUAGAGCAUCCAAUGCAUCUGGCAGAUUAGUGACCUCUGAGUUCUUAAGGAAACCUGGUUCUCUAAGGAGAACUCCAUUGACAGUUCCCACUUCUCACUAUUUAGGGACUUUGAGAGUCUUGGACCAAAAGCCCUCACAGAAACAGAGUACAAAACCUGCCAGAGCAGAUAACAUAAGGGCAGCUAUUUAUCAGGAGUGGUUAGAAAAGAAAAAUGUUUAUUUACAUGAAAUGCACAGAAUUAAAAGAAUCGAAAGUGAAAACUUAAGGAUUCAAAAUGAACAGAAAAGAGCUGCUAAGAGAGAAGAAGCCUUAGCAUCAUUUGAGGCCUGGAAAGUCAUGAAAGAAAAGGAAGCAAAGAAGGUAGCUGCAAAAAAAAGGCUUGAGGAAAAAACCAAGAAGAAAACUGAAGAAGAAAAUGCUGUGAGAAAAAGAGAAGCACUGCAAUCUUUAGAAAAAUGGAAAGAGAAAAAGAUGGAAUAUCUUAAAGAGAAAAGUAAAAAAGAGAAAGAAUAUGAAAGAGCAAAGAAACAGAAAGAGGAAGAAACUGUUGCUGAGAAAAGGAAAGAUAACGUAACUGCUAUUGAAAAAUGGAAUGAAAAAAAGGAAGCUGUUUUCAAGGAAAAGGAAAAAGAGAAAAUAAAUGAGAAAAGAAAAGAAGAACUGAAAAGAGCUGAGAAAAAAGCUAAAGAGAAACAAGCUCUUGAUGAAUAUGAAAAAUGGCUGGAAAAAAAAGAAAGGAAGGAAAGAAUUGAACGGAAACAAAAGAAACAUCAUCCCUUUCUUGAAAAUGAGGCACUUCCUCCAUGGAGCCCUCCAAGCAGAACUGUGUUCUCAAAAGUGUUUUGAUAAUUCUUAUUCUUGCAUUAUUUAGUUAUUUAUCAAUUCACCAAUUUUAGCCAAACUAAAUUUAAAACUAUUAAUUCAAUUAUUUAUAGUUAGAAGAGUCUAUUUUAAUAAUUAAAUGCCGGUCACUUCUGCUGACAAUGAAAAAGAUGCUUUACAGUUUAAUCAGUGAAAGCAUUGAAAGCAUUUUUGAACUGUAGAUAAACUGCUUCAAAUGAAGAGCUAAUAAUCAUAUUGCUUUUACCAUUGAAAUACAUAACCCUUUUUCAUGUCCUGAUCAUUUGUAUAGUCUGAUGAUCCAUGAUCACUUUCCCUAACCUGUGCAUGUUAUUAGUAUGUUUAUUCUCCAAUAUAAAAAGAAAACCAUUUAGGUACCAUAAUCAUGAAAUAAUUGAUUUUGCGAAUGAUUGCACCUCUAGAUUCGGGUUUUAAAAUGAAUGGUCACUGGGGAGUAUGCAAAUAUUAUUUCUUCUAAACUAAUCUUUAGCUCAAAGUAGUUGCAUUUGCACUGUGCAAGUUAGACUUUUGGUCAACUGAGGCAGUAGUUCAGUAGAAUCAUGCAAUCACUGAGGCAUUUUCUUUAAGAAUGUUGCCAUAUGUUUUAAUAUGAGUAUACUUUAUCUGUUUUUGCUUAAGUGACAGUCAUAGGCACUUUAUAAUGAGCAGACCUCUGAAAUGUGUCUUCCUAAAUUCUAUCUCACUUUACUAUUUCAUUGAUAUCAAAAGAUGUCCAUUUCAUGGUAAUUAUAUACAUUACUUAUGGAAAUUCCACAAGAGUCCAAGGUCAUUAUCACUAUUUUUAUUUCCCAAACUAAAGCCAUAAAGAUGAUAAUGGCAAUUUUUGUCCUCUUAGCUAAUCCAGAGUCAUCUACCUUAUAUUUAGAAGACAGCUGUAUGGGAAGGUAAUUUGUAGAAAAUGUCCAAAGAAUCUAUUUAUUUGAUCUCUGCAUAUCCUCAUUAAUCGGACUCAUACUUGAACUGGUCAACUAGUUGAUCACAGACCAAAUAUAUGCUCUCAGAGUUGAAAUGCUACUGCAGCCAAUGAUGCAAUGCAAUGAUAGAUGAGAAAAAAGUUACUAUUUAUGAAGUACCUGUUGUAUCCUCUCUACUAGAUCUUUACAAGUAUUAUUUUUGAUCUUUACAACAACUAUUCAGAGUAUGUGUUAUUAGCUUCAUUUUGCAGAUAAAAAUACUGAGACUCAGAGAAAUCAAAGAACUUGCCACUCAUUUAGCAUGUGACUGAGCUGGGAUUAGAGCUAAUGAAGUCUCUCUACCUCUAGAAUUCAGAUGCUCAUGUUCAUGCUCUCAUGUGACCUCAGAGAACUGUAAAUUCUGUCAAGACCUCUGUAUUAUAUCAACCUUAAAAACACAUUUUACUUCUCAGAUCCUAAAAUCAUAUAUUGUUUCCCAGAGAUUAUCUUUCCUUUAAGAAAUAGCUGUUUGUUAUUAGAAACAGUUAACCUCAUUAGAUCUUCAAAAUGAAAAAAAUAAUUCAUAGUAUUUAUGGAGUUAGUCAAAUGCCCGUGUCUAGUAUUAGAAUGUCAGAGCACCCAGCGGGUUAUGGAACUUAGGCUUUCAGACAGUUACUCAGGAGGUUUCACAUUCUGAGGAUUAGCCUUCUUGCUGCAGUGGAUGUGCAAGGUAAGAAAGAUGUCGUGGAUCACUUUGUAAGAUCACAUCAGUGCUACAGAUAAAUUUAAAAAUUUCAUAAAUAAAACUGGAAGCCUUUUUAUACUACUGGAACUAGGAGAAUCUGUCGUGAAAUUGAACUAAUUACCAGCAGUAUCAGUAUGGGAUUUAGGGCCUCCCUUAGUUCAUUUGUGUGUCACCCACAGUACCAAACAGAAAAGAUUAAGUAUUUAUUGUAUUGAAUUCUAUUCAGGGCUUAAAAGAUAUUUGCAAAUUCCAGGGAAGUAAAAGGAAAAAUAGAAAAAUGUACAGCUACUUUUAUGAAUGUGAGAUCUUAAGUGUGUGUGUCAUAGAUUUCACAUUAAAUAUUGACUUAAGCAUUCUGAACAUUUUCUUCUAAUUUAUCAUGCAUAGUGGAUUAACUAUUAUCACCUCUGUGUUGUGAGAAUUGAAGUUAGUUAAUUAAUAUAAAGAAUAUGGCACAUAAGAAAAGACUUAAUAAAUGUUCAUUGUUUUCACUUACUUCCUACCUUGAGCCGUUUGUUUCCCCACCUCAUGUUUGUGAGAAGGUUAACAUGGAUGAGGCUGAUAAUGAUGAGUUAACAUUUCACUUGGUUGGCAUAUAAGAAGAAAUCUCUGCUUUCCUUACCAGUCUAGGUUGUAGCACUCAAAAGAGAAUAUAGAGGUGACCUGCGUUUGGGACCUUCUAAAAAGAAAUCUAAAUACUAAUUCCUUAGCAUUGCUUGUGAGGUCAAUGAAAAGGGAAAUUGAGGUGUUUGCAAAGACCCAGCAAGUCAUUUCCCUCAAAUGGGAUUUUCAUCUUGCUACGCUAAAUAAUAUAUUAUUUCCUGUUUACAGCAAGCUGUGCUGAUUGAAUUGUCUAGUUGAAUGAAAUCACCUCUUUGCCUAUAGCAGAAAUAAAGCUGAGUUCUCAGAGCUGGAUGAAAAUACAGUGCUAUUUACUUUCUGAGAUCCAAAGGGGAGAAUCAAGCCAGGUAAUAUUCUCCUGAAUGUAUUUGUCUAUUUAAAGUGUAUGCUUUCCCCAUAUUUCUUUAGAAAUUAUCAGAUAUCGGGCUUCCCUGGUGGCGCAGUGGUUGAGAGUCCGCCUGCCGAUCCAGGGGACACGGGUUCGUGCCCCGGUCCGGGAGGAUCCCGCGUGCCGCGGAGCGGCUGGGCCCGUGGGCCGUGGCCGCUGAGCCUGUGCGUCCGGAGCCUGUGCUCUGCAACGGGAGAGGCCGCGACAGUGAGAGGCCCGCGUGCCGCAAAAAAAAAAAAAAAAAAAAUUAUCAGAUAUCAAUACCAUUAACUUUCAUUAAGUUUUUAUUAUGAGGGAAUGUUAAUUCAAAUGAAAGACACUAAAAGCCUAUAGAUUUUCAGAUUAAACUUCUAGUUGUGUAAACUGUAUUGAGCACUUAAAGAAUGCUGACAUUUAAAGUAAAUAGGAAUUUAAUGAAUAUUUUAAAACAUUACUGAGAAUAAUUGCCCUAGAAACUUAAAUAAUAAUACUAAAAAAUAAAAUUUUAUUCAGAAAUGAAGUUUCAUAAUAACCAAGAAAAUUAGUGACAUAAAUAAAAAGAAACAAUAUGGCAUUUUAGAUCAGUAGGAGGUUAAAAUUUUCUUAAUGUAAGAAAAUAAGAACUGUUCAGGGAUAACAAUAUUCCAGUGGUUUGUAUUGUACCACAUUUUGGUUAGUAGUUCAUUUAUUGUUUUAUAUAGUAUUGAAACUGAUAUUUUUCAUGUUGCCAAAGCAGUACCUGAUAGUAGUUAGGUGUCCAAAGGUAUAUGUACCUUAGGGUGAUAUAACUGUGAAUCUGAAAGGAAUUUUAAUAAGCCUGGCCCAGACUUAUUUCUAAAUUGAAGAAACUGAUUUCCAAAGCCUCUGACUUGCUCAGGCUCACACAAAUGACUAAGAAAUCUAGAGUGACAACUCAGGUAUCAGGUUUCCCAGCUGUAGACUGUCCACCAUUCCACAAUUUUGAUAAUCUGAUAAAAGUUUUGCACUAACUCUUGUAACUGUGAUUAUUAUUAAUGUCAUUGAUUUUUAUCCUCUCAGAUGUGCCCUUGCUCUUUCACGGCCUUCUCCAUAACUGUCCACCAGAUCAGAGCUGUUUGUGCACCUACACUGUCACUGAAAAUGUGGGGGAAUACUGACAUUUUUAAAAUCCUGAGUCAUGGGCUAAGAUACAGUAGAGAAAAAGAAUUUUACAAAAUAGGAGAAAUUGAUGUUUGUCAAAAUAGCUCCCAAGAAUAAACUAAAACAGAAAACACAUUUUCCUGAUUUAAUUUUGACUCUGCUUUCAAUAGUGCUCUACUAAAAAGUAUUUAAACCCAUAUGCCUCCAUUCUACACAAAGCAAAGGUACUAUCAAUUAUCCUGCUUCCUAGGUACAUUGGCUGACAGAAAUAAUGAAUACUAUGUAACAUUUAACUGAAGACUUCUCUGAAUUCUUUUUACUUUAAAAUUUCCUGUGAUUUGGUUAUUUUGAAACAUGUGUUACAUAUAGUUGUAUAAUGUUAACUUGUGUCAACUAAAUCCUUGGUAUUGGAUUUAGGAUGUUUUAAGAAUUAUUUUAGGAGAUGUGUUUAAUGUCUGCUUUUUAGUAGCAUAUUUUCAUGUAAUGUUUAAUUAAAGUGAACCAUACAAGA